GUUGGAGUUAUAUAAAUAGUGGGGAGGGACAGGAAGUAUUUACUAACUAUUUCGAAAGUGCAUGAUAUAGAAGUUGAAAAAUAAAUAUCAGAGUCUCAAAAAAGAAAAGGAGAAUGAAAAAUUGUGCAGUUUUGGUCAGUCUAGCUGUUUUAAUAUCAGCUUUACAUUGUGCUAGUGAAAAUAUAAAUGCUACAACUGAUUAUGUGACAACAGAUGAGCCAACUUCAACAGUAACUCCUACAUCCACACCCACCCCUGAAGAGUUCUGUGCUCAACACAAUUCUUCUUGUAAUGAUUGUGUCAAGUCAAGUGCCAAGUGCUACUACUGCUACAAAAAUGAACGAUGUUCCUACUAUCCAUACAGCCACCUGGCGCCUCGGUAUGAUGAAUGUGGUACUCUUGGUGACAUGGCAUGGGGCACUUGUCUUAUUAACUUUGAAGUCCUUAUCAUAAGUCUUGGUGUUAUUGGAGGUGUGAUUUUCUUGGCCAUUAUUAUUUGCUGCUGUUGCUGUUGUAAAAAACGGAGGAAGAAAAGAAUGGAAAAGGAUGAAGUUAAAUGGAGUCGUCAACGUGAAGAAAGAAAAAUGCGGGCUGAGGAAAGGAAGAAGGAACGACAGAGUAAGACUGAUGAAAUCCGUCGUAAAUAUGGGCUACUAGUGGAUUCAGCAGGUUUGCUGAAAGAUGACAACCCUUACAAGCGUUUUGAUGCUUAAACAACUUGUUGGAGUAUCAGUUCUGCAAAUGUGUUAAUCUUUUUUUUUUCUUACCAACAUUAGCUAUUUUAUUAAAAGAUAAAAAAAAUAAAAUAAACAUGGAAUAUAUAUAUAUCAGACUUAAUCAAGUGAUGUGUAAAAAGCAACUUCUUCAUUGUCAGUUAUAUUGUGAAAGUUAUUGUAUUUUAUUUUAAACCUACUGGGAAUGUAAUACUGUUAGGAAGGAUGCGAUUGAUUUCACUGAUGUAUUAGGCUUACCCACACAGGUUUUGUAUUUAUAAAGUGAGUUCUCUUAACUUAAUUGUUUAAAACUUAAGAUUAUUAUACUAGCUUACAUUAAGUAACAAAAUGUUUACCAUGAUUAGCUGAAGGCCACUGUUUCAAGAAAUGACAGCUGUAAUGAUCUUAGCUUGCUUUAUGGUAAAGAAUACACUACGUGAGUUUCAUGUGAACAUUUUAAAUCUAGUUGGAUACCCUUAUUAUUUUCAAUGAAAGAACAUAAAGAUAAUUGUCUAAACAAAAUCACCACCAUAUCACAUUUGUUUAUUUUAAGUAGCUUCAAUAAUUACUUUGCACACUUAAAUAAGAAAUAGCUAUAGUGCUUAGUAAUGUUUAUUGUAACAUUACAAUGUAAUUUUGGCUAGGUGACAAAGAAAAUUUGAAAUUGUGUGGAGUGAAUAAUUAUCAAUUGCAUAAAAGUAUAGUUUGUCAUUUUUAAUAAAGGGUAUCGUGCUAGUUUUA
This is a messenger RNA of Limulus polyphemus (Atlantic horseshoe crab), 1454 nucleotides long. RefSeq names its product pituitary tumor-transforming gene 1 protein-interacting protein-like. Gene Ontology annotation, cellular component: cytoplasm; nucleus. Lineage: Eukaryota; Metazoa; Arthropoda; Merostomata; Xiphosura; Limulidae. The record is from RefSeq and is a predicted model, not a curated record. Gene Ontology annotation, biological process: protein import into nucleus. Bases 114 to 713 code for a protein of 199 amino acids. The transcript has 8 exons.